CCCCAAAAAAAACACACACACACACACAAUAAACUUGUUUGCUGCCCUAAAAAGUUAUUUUGUUCUUACAGACUCAAAUUAAAGUGGUAGAUGGCUCUAUUCAUACAAUUAAAUGUUUAAAGAAACCAAAUAAAAGAUCUGUUGGAUUUGGCAAGGAUUCAGAAACUCACAUUGUGUGUGUUUCGAAGGAUGUCGAUCGUCUUUCGUUAGGUACAGAAGAAAGUCAAAAAAGGAAAUGGAAUAAAGAUAAAAUAAGAAACUUUCUGGAAACCUAUCUAGCUGAUAGCUGCCCUUACGAUUUGAUUUUUUGCCCAGAAUUUUCAGAAACAGAAAAGUCCUGGAUUCAGAAGUUGGCUUCAAGUCUUCCUUUAAAAAUAACAAUGUACAAUGUUUCCAUGAAAGAGUACAUGGUAAUGAACAAAGAGCUAUCAAGUAUAGAUUUGGCUAAUGCAAUAUUAAUGAGUGGUGGCAAUGUAUCUGCAGACUCAGCACAAGUUGAAAAUAUAUUUGACCUUUGAGGUUGGUAGAAAAUUAUAUCAGUGAGAAUGAAAAUAGACCUAGUUGAUAUCUUUUGAAAGCAUUACAAUAUCCACGUUCGAAAGUUUACAUCCACUCAAAUUAAAUUCACAUGUAUAUCUAUCUCUCUCUUCUGUGAGUAAGUCGGUGCAAGUAUGUGUAAAUUACAGUAAAAAUUCUUACUCAUUUAGCAGUAUUCCCUUUAUUAAAUUAACAAAUAAAUAAUCUCAGCUAAGAAAUGUUCAAUGAGCACCUCCACUGGUCAUGUUUGGAACCAUUAUGUGAUCACAAUUUAUUCCACAAAUAAACACAAGCGCAUUCACAAAUGCAUUAAGGAAUCCUUGCAAACAUGUUUGAAAUGGAAUUAAAGUGUCCAAUUUGUAGUCAACAUUGAAAUUGAAUGGUCCCCUUAAGUGAAUGAAUAUUAUUCAUUAAUAGCCCUUGAAUGGAUUGUUAAGUGAGCACUUAUUCCUAUAAGGGAGGUUGACUGCGCUCUUAAGUGACCCUUACGGUUGUUUUGUCAGCUAUUACCAAUUUAGGAUAUAUUUUUACCAACUGUUGUUGCUGGUGUUUGUAUUCAUUUUGUGUCAGUAAAAAUUUGUAUUAUUGAAACAAUCAAAUAGUAAAACAUUUUAUGGAAAAUAAUAAAGUCUUCAUAAAAUAUAUUGAGUUUUAUACUCAAUACAUCAUGCAUAGUACAAAAAGGUGCAGUAGAGAUGGGAACAAUCAAUUCGAAAUGUACAAUAAUGAGCAGUUCCAAAAGUUUUAAAUAGUUACUGUUUGAAGAUUCAAGGAAAAAGUUUUCAUCACAAAAACAAAAAAAAUCCUUUCUGGGCAGUAAUAUAGAAACAAGUAGUGCUGUAUUUAGUAAAAGAAGACAAG
Gryllus bimaculatus (two-spotted cricket) is the source of this 1398-nucleotide messenger RNA. NCBI's taxonomy places the organism in Eukaryota, Metazoa, Arthropoda, Insecta, Orthoptera, Gryllidae. The record is from the annotation of a GenBank genome assembly.